Messenger RNA from Bolinopsis microptera, 1393 nucleotides. RefSeq lists its product as uncharacterized. Lineage: Eukaryota; Metazoa; Ctenophora; Tentaculata; Lobata; Bolinopsidae. The record is from RefSeq and is a predicted model, not a curated record. The transcript has 6 exons. Bases 173 to 1393 code for a protein of 406 amino acids.
GUCACAUAGUGAUUGCAUUUAAUUUUGUUCGGGGUCGUUAAUUGUUAUCUUUAUUUUCUUUUCUUAUCUGAAAAGUUAGCGUUUAAAAUCUUCUGAUUUUCUCCCCAAGAUUAUAGAUUUCCGCUAGUUUUGUCGGCCGGGGUUUGGUUGAAAUCUUCAGCUGAACUAUGAUAUGAGAUGGCUAGUUGUGCUGCUAUCAUUAAUUUUGUGUAUCCGUUCCGGCAAGUCUUAUAGGUGCAAUGAGCAAAAGGAGUGUUCGGGAACUGACCAAUGCUGCAACACUCGGAGCUUCUUCAACAUCUGCUGUCCCCAAACCAGCACGUGCUGCGCCAACGGUCCCCGGGCCAAGUGUUGUGGUCCUCUAGACUCCUGCUGCGCUAACCACAAAUACCGGGGGGUUGCUUGCUGCCCCUCUAGAUACAGAUGUUGCGGAGCGGGUCGGUACGGAGGGCUCCGUAAUGCGUGCUGCUACAAAGUACCAGUGUGGUUGUGGAUUAUUAUGGGAAUAUCUCUCUCGUCUAUCUUGCUGAUGUUACUGCUGUCACUUGUUGAGUGUAUGGUGGAGGAACAGGCUAACAGGACGCCAAGUAAUCGAGAUAGCUAUGGGAACGCUUACCACGACAACCCACACGACUACGGGACGUAUAGUAACUACAACAGUAACGACUUGUACAACGAACCACGUGGUUACACCACCCCUCCACCCUCCUACACCACCCCACCUCCCAACUACGACCAGUCAGUCACCCCCAACAGGACCACAUCUAACCAGGGUGGAGGUGGGGUACAGCGGGGUGAGACACAACAACAUGAAGCGACAGACAGUCUCGAUCAGUCAGAUUUGAGUGGGGUGUUGGCUGAUGCUGAGACCUCCAGGACUGAUACGGAGGGAACUGAUUUGGAGAUGUCAGUGUCGCUGAAUGAGUCACAUGAUGUGUCACGCGACACAUAUGAGGAGUCGCGCGACACACGUGAUACACGUGAGGAGGCAGGGCUGGUGUCUCCGUUAGGGAACAUGUGGGACAGGUACUUGACAAGAAAACUAAAAAGGAGGAGUAGAAAUUCUAGAGACGGUGAUAAAUCUGGAGAAGAAGAACAAAGCACUUCAACUUAUUUUACUGGUACGACAUCACAGUUGACACUAGACAGUGGGAUAGCUGGCGAGGCUAUCUGUAGUGAUAGUGACAGUUCAUUUCACUGCAGCUCUUGGGAGGACGAGGAGGAAAUUAGACAGGGGAACUCGAUUGUUUACGAGUUGAACGGUAAGAAGGGAGUCACAAAAGUACCUCGACUACAAAAUCUAGUUCAAACGGACAGACAGACAGACACACAAACAGAUGCACAGACAAACACACAUGAAGACAAGGAAAAAUACCAUAAACAUGUUAAAUAG